AUGUCGGAUGCUUUAUAUAAUGAUUAUAAAAAUAAUUAUGAUGAAUAUAUGAAAACUGUGUUAUAUACUGAGAAGAUAAUAAAUGAUAAUAACUCAGAUCAAAACAAAUUAUUAAAUAUUUAUGAGAAAGCUAUAAAAAGUGCUGAAAACAUGUUUAAGCGAAUGCAAUUAGAAGUAGAAACUAAUUCUAUGAUAGAAAAUGCUCAUAAUGAAUUAAAUGAUAUGUAUAAUGAAAUAUCAAAAUGUAAAACAAAACUAAGAAAGUUAAAAGAAGAAAUUAUGAAAAAAGAUCAAAGAAAUAAUGAAUUGAACAACUAUGAUGAUCGUAUAUUAUUACUUAGUGAUGUAGAUUUACUAGAAAAAGGAGAUGUUUAUAUAAAUCAAUCAAAAAUACUAAUGGAUAAUACAGAAUAUAUUAGUAAUGAUGUUAUGAAAAAUUUAAAUAAACAGAGAGAAUGUAUUAAAAAAAAUAUAUCAAAUAUUUCUUUUGUUUCAGAUAAAUUAGACCAAGCAAAAAAAAUUAUGAAGAAUUUAAAAAAUAAAGAAAUAUUAAAUAAAUAUAGGUUAUAUAUUAUUUUUUUUUUCAUAUUUCUUACCUUUUUUCUAAUAGUUUGCGUAAAAUAUAAUAGAUAUACAAAAAACAAUAGUAAUUCAUAUAUUCAAGAGAAAAACAAUGCAUUGAUAGAUUUUAUGAAUAAUGAAGAAAUAAAUAAUUUAGAUAAUAAUAAUUCAAAUAAUUUAGUCAACAAAUUAAAUGAUGUAUAUGAAAGCAAUAGUAUAAUGUAUGAUUUUACAGAAAAAAAUAAAAACAGUGAGAAACCUAUAAAUAAUAAAAAUUUUCAUGAAUCUUCAGUUAAAAUUAAUAAGGGAGAAAAUUAUUUCUAUGAUAAUAGUAAUAAAAAUGUGGAUGAAUAUAACGUAAAUGAGAAUGAAGAUGAGAAUAAAAACAAAGAUAAAGAUGAAAAUAAUAGCAUUAAUGAAGAUGGAAGUUUUAAUGAAAAUUGA
This is a messenger RNA of Plasmodium gallinaceum, 1005 nucleotides long. Its product is annotated as vesicle transport v-SNARE protein VTI1, putative. The record is from RefSeq and is a predicted model, not a curated record. Gene Ontology annotation, molecular function: SNARE binding; SNAP receptor activity. The coding region runs from base 1 to 1005 and encodes 334 amino acids. NCBI's taxonomy places the organism in Eukaryota, Apicomplexa, Aconoidasida, Haemosporida, Plasmodiidae. The transcript has a single exon. Gene Ontology annotation, biological process: vesicle fusion. Gene Ontology annotation, cellular component: Golgi apparatus; late endosome membrane; endoplasmic reticulum membrane.